AUGGCUCUCCUCGGUUCGGCCUUCCUAGGCCUGAUCACAUUACUGGUAGCUUUGCUCGCACCUACUGUGAUUCACUAUUCGAAAAUCGGUGGACCUUUCCUCACGCCCAAGCCGACUGUCCUGGGUGAUGGUCAAGGCCCAAUUGUUAUAGAAGAUACCGUUCACUGCGAGGACGUACACCACUACCGCCCUGCGAACUUGCUAUUUACUGCAUGCGAAGAUGAAAUUACAACGAGAUUUGACUGGUUUCCUGGCCUGGGACACCUCGAGCCCCAUGCCGCGGGCCGGGGUUCGAUUCAUGUUGUGGACCCCAAGACUAUGAAAUCGAGUCGCUUGACCUUUGAGAACUUCGAAGGCCAGUUCGUCACACAUGGCAUCGACGUCAUCGCGGACCCCAAGAAUGCCGGCGCUGUUUAUAUCUUCGCCGUGAAUCAUUUGCCCAACCCAGCCUUUGUCCAGGCGAGCGAGAAAGAGCGCGAGGGCAUCGAGUCAGCCCGUUCUCAAAUCGAAUUGUUCCACCAUGUCCUGCACUCCAAGACCGUGCAGCACGUGCGCUCGAUCCGCCACUCGCUCGUCUACACACCGAAUGAUAUCUCUGCUGUGAGCCCGGAGGAAUUCUACGUGACAAACGAUCACUACUAUCGCGACGGAUUGCUCCGUCUUAUCGAGGAUAUCUGGCCCUUUGCCAAGUGGUCUAAUAUCAUUAAUGUUCGGAUUUCGGACAUGAAGGCUAAGGACGCGACGGCCGGGCUGGAUGCUUCUGUCGCGCACUCGGGGCUGUGGAACAAUAACGGUCUCGGCGCAGGCCGAUCCGAUGAUGAAAUUGUUAUUUCGAGUGCUGUCGGUGGUGAGCUGUAUUUGGGCCAGUUGCAUGCGGUUAAUCACACUAUCUCGAUUCACACUACUAUCCCCUUCGACACUGUCACCGAUAACCCUAGCUACUACACGGAUCCGUAUCGCUCCGAGUCCGACGAUGCGAGCGGGUUUGUUGUUGCUGGUGUUUCGCAGGGUAUUUACCUGGGUCAGACUGGACAUGAUAUUAACGGUAAAGAUCCGUUGCAGGUUUGGUAUACUCGUCAGACAAGUACAGGUAAUUGGGAAAACAAGCUACUUUUUGAGGACGAUAGCAGCCGGAUUCGCACUGCUAGUGCGGCAGUUCUUGUACCUAUUGAACCAAAGGGUGGUAGUGGUCGCAAGCAAGCUUGGUUGUUUGUGACUGGGUUUUUGUCGGAGAAUAUGGUCGCCGUGCAGCACCCACAUCCCUCCGUGUGCUACCUGUCACUCUUUUCCACCUCCGCAAACCACGCCAACAGAAAGACCACCACCACCACCACCACUCAAAGCAGUACUUCAAGCAACACAAACACAAACACAACAGUGACAACCCCAACACGCGGCGAAAUAAACGCCCCCAUAAGCACAUUCCCCGCCCCAAUCGAAGUCCCCCCGCAAAACCCUUCAUCCUCAUCCACCUCCAUCGACAAAAUAAAACGCCUCGUCUCCACCGGCCGCGCAUAUUUAACCUUCUACAAAACGGGUCUGAAAAACGUCUUCCGGAACUAUCGCGCUUCACUCCCGCUCCGCAAAACACUAGGUCUACCCAUCUAUCUACCCGUUUCUCCUCCCCGAAACCACAGCCACAGCCACAAUGCUACUGCUGCCGCCCUUGGCCGUGGCCAAUUCCAACUCGUCCGCCGUUCAGCCCGUGACGUCCGUCGCAUGAUCCCAUUCACGCUUAUACUAAUAAUCUGCGGCGAAUUCACACCGUUAAUUGUACCUAUUUUCGGAUCCGCGAUUACGCCGGCUACAUGUCGGGUUCCGAGCCAGAUAACCAAGGAGCGGGAAGCGGGUAGUAAGAGGAAAUAUCUUGCUCUUACUGCGCACGCCAAUUCUCAGGCUGCCCAGCAGGCCCAGGCCGGCACCAUGCCGACGAGUAUCCAGAUCGGCAGUGAGCAGGAAAUGACGUUGCUGGCGACUCGAUUUGCGAAUGCUGAGUUUGCGCGGACUGCGGAUGCGAGUGGCGUUUUGGCUGCUAGUGCUGUUUUUGGAAUCGUUAAGAGUCAUCAACCGCGUUUGGGGAGUGUGUUGAUGGGACCUGUGUACAGGCCGAGAUUGAGAAAGUAUAUUCGUUAUCUUGAGAUUGAUGAUGGGAUGAUUCGGGAGGGUGGUGGUGUGAGGGGGUUGAGUUCUGAGGAGGUUAAGUUUGCGUUAGAAGAGCGUGGGCUUGGUGAUGUUGCUUCUAUUUUGCAGAAGGGGAGGAAGGCUGAGGAUGUUGAGAGGAGGGCUUUGGAGAUGUGGUUGGAGGCUAGGAAGGGUUGA
Messenger RNA from Penicillium waksmanii, 2319 nucleotides. RefSeq lists its product as uncharacterized. The record is from RefSeq and is a predicted model, not a curated record. The transcript is spliced from 3 exons. The coding region runs from base 1 to 2319 and encodes 772 amino acids. Gene Ontology annotation, molecular function: ribosome binding; arylesterase activity. Lineage: Eukaryota; Fungi; Ascomycota; Eurotiomycetes; Eurotiales; Aspergillaceae.